AUGAAACAAUACCGUCUCGGUACUUGGAAGAGGUUACCGCCUUGUAUGCAAAACGUGCUUCCCAAGAGAUGCACCGCAUCAGCUUGUGGAGACUGGAGAGGUGAGGAAGUACAAGGCAACUCCGUAAGACUUGCUACACAAUCAGACAGUGAUAAGUUGGACGAUGAUCAUCUCAUUAUUUCCAAGCUCCCUUCCUUGAGAGCUCAGGCUGAUAUUCUUGCCUCUACACUAGUAGUUUCUUCUCUGCCUCCUCAGCAGCUGUCUUGUAACAUUCUCAUUCUGAGUGGCUGCAAGCUUGAGCUGAUGAAUCGCAUCUUUCAUAUCCCCAAAUCUCUUUGGAAAGCUCCCUGGUUUAGAGCCGUGGCUUUGAAGUCCGUUGCGGAAACAAAGCUCUGUCUAAUUCUGUUGAACUUGUUCUCUGGCAACAUCAAGUUCCUGGUGGUGAGGAGGGGACCCAUGGGACUAAUCAUGCUCAAACUAUAUUCUGGGGAUCUGAUCGAAACAAUUGAAAAACCUUCCUGCUGGCCUGCGUUGCAGUUUGAGGUGAGAGAGAUCAAGAGAGAACUGCAGGCUUUUGAAGCGUGGGAACUAAGGAUUGGGUCUUCGAAUACAAUCAGAUGUGCAUCUUUCAUUGCUCAGAGUGUGAGAAACUUAGGUCUCACUCAGUCUUAUGUAGCUGCUGGUCAUCCAAGAUGGUUGGAUCAUAUCUAUGCGAAUGACAGAAGUACAUCUGGUGUGGUUGUGAUGCAAGCUGUGUUGCUUGGAGGUGUUGUUGUAUGGAACCAAAUCGCAAUACAUCGCUACAGCCUGGCACAUAGUAAUCGCGAUCCAACCACCUCUCGCCACGUGGCGGUAGUUGGAGCCGGAGCCGCCGGGCUCGUGACUGCUCGUGAGCUACGGCGUGAAGGCCACUCAGUGGUCGUGUUAGAGCGCGGGAGCCAGAUUGGAGGCGUGUGGACUUACACCUCUCAAGUGGAACCUGACCCGCUAAGCCUCGACCCUACCCGACCCGUAGUCCACUCGAGCGUUUACAAAUCCCUACGCACCAACAUCCCCCGAGAGUGCAUGGGUUUCACCGACUUCCCUUUUGCGGCCCGACCACACGACGGGUCAAGGGAUCCGAGAAGACAUCCGGGUCACAGUGAGGUUCUUGCUUACCUGCGAGACUUUGCUAAGGAAUUCGAUGUAGAGGAGAUGAUAAGGUUCGAGACGGAGGUUGUUAGGGCGGAACCGGCGGCGGAUGAGGAGAAUAGAGGGAAGUGGAGGGUGGAGUCUAGAAGCUCCGAUGGUGCUGCCGAUGAGAUAUACGACGCCGUCGUGGUUUGUAACGGACACUAUACAGAGCCACGGCAUGCUCAUAUCGCUGGCAUAGAUUCAUGGCCAGGCAAGCAAAUUCAUAGUCAUAAUUACCGUGUUCCUGAUCCAUUCAAAGAUCAGAUAGUAAUAGUGAUCGGAAGCUCAGCGAGUGGCGUUGAUAUAAGCAGAGAUAUAGCAAAAGUCGCUAAGGAAGUCCACGUCUCGUCUAGAUCGACUUCACCAGAUACCUACGAGAUGCUUCCCGGUUACGACAAUCUAUGGCUUCACCCAGUGAUUGAAACUGCCCGCAUAGAUGGUUCAGUGGUUUUCCAAAAUGGAAAGACGGUUUACGCAGAUACCAUAAUGCAUUGUACCGGGUACAAGUAUUACUUACCAUUUCUUGACACAAAAGGCGAAGUGACGAUCGAUGAUAAUCGCGUUGGACCGUUGUAUAAGCAUGUAUUUCCUCCGGCUCUUUCCCCCGGACUUUCUUUCAUCGGUUUACCAUGGCAGAUCACUCCUUUUCCGAUGUUUGAGCUUCAAAGCAAGUGGGUCGCAGCGGUUUUAUCUGGACGAGUAUCUCUCCCAUCGCAAGACGAGAUGAUGGAAGACAUCAAGGCUUUCUAUAAUAAGCUCGAAGCCUCGGGUAUUCCCAGGCGAUAUACGCAUUUGAUGCCAGAUGACUCCCAGUUUGAAUACGAUAAUUGGCUUGCGGAUCAAUGUGACUAUCCACGGAUAGAGAAAUGGAGAGAAGAAAUGUUUUACAUUGGCUUCAAGAGAAUUUAUGCACAAUCCGCUACUUACAGGGAUAAUUGGGACGAUGAUCACCUCAUCGUAGAAGCAUACGAUGAUUUUGUUAAGUUUAUGUCAAGCUAUCCCGAACUUUUGCCGUUGCUGAAAACCUAAACGGGUGAUAAAUAUGACUUGGAAGCUUUGUUAUGUGAAGAAGGUGCGUGUGUAUGUUUUGUAAGUGUUUCUUGUGGCUACUUUGUUUCCAAAAUGUGAAAACGUAGAGUAACAAGCCUAAUAGCCUAAUAAGAAUGUGGGACUACAUGUAAUAAUAAUGUAUUUUGGGGACUACAUAUAAGAAA
This is a messenger RNA of Brassica napus (rape), 2387 nucleotides long. Its product is annotated as flavin-containing monooxygenase FMO GS-OX-like 2. Lineage: Eukaryota; Viridiplantae; Streptophyta; Magnoliopsida; Brassicales; Brassicaceae. Bases 1 to 2202 code for a protein of 733 amino acids. The transcript is spliced from 14 exons. The record is from RefSeq and is a predicted model, not a curated record. Gene Ontology annotation, molecular function: NADP binding; N,N-dimethylaniline monooxygenase activity; flavin adenine dinucleotide binding.